Molecule: messenger RNA, 918 nt
Organism: Rhizophagus irregularis DAOM 181602=DAOM 197198
Lineage: Eukaryota; Fungi; Glomeromycota; Glomeromycetes; Glomerales; Glomeraceae
Source: RefSeq, a predicted model, not a curated record
AUGAGCAGUAUGAAUAACUUUAAUAAUAACUAUGCCUUACCCUCUAAGGCAAUCAUGGAAUCAGGACAUGAUAUAGGAAUGCAUCGCAGAGAUGGCAAAGAAGAGUAUGGAGACCCAAUAUAUUUACAAAAAAAUUCUACUGCCGUACAAAGAGCGCUGAACACCCUUUCAAAAAGACUCAAAUGGCGAUCCAGUGCCAAUAAUAGCAACAAUAUCAAACGAACCCACAUUACCAAUCACAACAAUGCCAGAUGCGCUAUGUUUCAUAUAUUCAAUGAAUUGUUGUCCAAGGAGGAGGAAAAAGAAAAAAAUGAAGGGAAAAAGGAAGAAAAAAUUGAAGAGAAAGGAGAGAGUAAUGAAGAUGAAAAAGGAAAAAAUGAAGAAAAAAUAAGAAAAAAGGAAAAAAAUCUCAUGGAACAAAAGACAUUUUUAUGUCAGCAUCUGGAUCAGUUAACAAAUGGAACGAUAUGUCAAAGUCAGGAGAUGUGGGACUAUGGGAAUUGUGCAGAAACAAAUCCCUGGACCCACUUAACCAAAUUGAAACCUGAUUACUUAUGUGAACAGUUAGAUAAAAAUAAUCAGUUCGGAUUUUACCAGGUCACAAACAAAGAUUCAUUGGGCUCUAUAGAUGCAGAAUACACUGAGUUUCUCAAUGAAACAUUUGGAAUCACUGGUGUCCAGCCAGUAUUUAUAGAUCAUUCUGGAUUCGUCAUCUGGUUAUUGGAUAAAGUUGGCAAUAUGUAUCAAUGGAAUGAAAUGCAACGAAGCCUAAGGUAUAUGGAAAAAGAUUUUAUAGAUGGCCUCACAAAUCAUUUUAUAUACCCAGAAAAACUUUGUGAAGUUAUGGAGGACACGGGUGAGCUAAUUCCUGUAGAGGAGUUCAAGCGUAAAAUGGAAGAAAAGGCAAAAAGAAUGUAG